AUGUAUGUAGGGCGAGGGAUCAUCCUAGACCAACUAAAGAGAGUCGCAUGCCAGCCUGAGAAUCCGUUCUCAAAGUUGAUAACCGACCAAUCAAUUGCGAUUGUCCCUUCCUUUACCCUCGAAUCCGGUGUUACGCUAUAUAAUGUUCCUGUAGCAUACACAACCAAAGGCAAACUUUCUCCAUCAGGGGAUAACGCUCUGGUGGUUUGCCAUGCAUUGAGUGGUAGUGCUGAUGUUGGUGAUUGGUGGGGACCACUGCUCGGUGGCCCUGGACAGGCUUUUGACGUUACUAGAUUCUUCAUCAUUUGUUUGAACAGCUUGGGUAGUCCAUAUGGCACCGCUAGCGCCGUCACUUACAAAGAUGGUGACUCGAAGAGGGGCAUAUAUGGACCGGAGUUCCCACUAACAACUAUAAGAGAUGAUGUCAACCUUCACAAGAUUAUUUUGGAUGACCUAGGAGUCCGACAGAUAGCUGCUGUGGUUGGUGGCUCUAUGGGCGGGAUGUUAACGUUGGAAUAUGCCUACUUUGGUAAAAACUAUGUCCGUUGUAUCGUGCCAAUCGCAACAUCAAGUCGACACUCAGCGUGGGGUAUAAGUUGGGGUGAGGCACAGAGACAGAGCAUCUACAGUGACCCGAAAUACGAAGACGGCUAUUAUCCGUUUGAUGACCCACCUGCCACUGGGCUCGGUGCUGCUCGUAUGUCAGCACUUCUGACUUAUCGUAGCCGAAAUUCGUUUGAAGCCAGGUUUGGCCGGAAUGUGCCUGAUCCGUCAAAAAGACAAAAUAUUAAUGGGACCCAGCGUCUGCCAACACCGCCUAAUGAGCACUGGGCUGUCCAUAACGAUGGCCAUAAGAGCACGCGUCCAUCUCGGCCGUCAAGUGGAACUCAUACGCCCAAACCACAGACAGAACUUCAGUUCACUGACCCUCAGUUCACGGGAGCAACCAUAUACACUGCACACGCGCCUAUACCUGCAUCUCCAGGGUCUCUUGCAUCUCUAGAUGUAUCCAGGCGGCCGACGACCUAUUUCUCCGCCCAAUCCUAUCUGCGAUAUCAGGGAGAGAAGUUUGUUAAGCGCUUUGACAGCAACUGUUAUAUCGCGAUUACCCGUAAACUGGAUACACAUGAUGUUUCAAGGCACCGCGCGGAUCCGGAAUCCCUGACACCCGUAAAGGACGCACUAUCCCAGAUUGAGCAACCAGCACUCAUCCUUGGAAUUGAAAGUGACGGCUUAUUCACUUUUGCUGAACAACAGGAAAUCGCAGAUGGAAUUCCGGAUGCACGGUUGAAAACCAUUGAUAGCCCAGAAGGCCACGAUGCUUUCCUGCUACAAUUUGAGCAGGUGAACAGACAUAUUCUAGAAUUUUUCAGAGAAGUCCUGCCCGAGAUCAUGGCUUCCUCGGAGACCGCCGCUAAUGCUGAUGGUGAUCAUGUUGGUAAGCUUACGAAGAGCAGCACGUUUGGUGAAGCAGAGGUGGAUGACAUAACCGCUUGGUGA
Molecule: messenger RNA, 1500 nt
Organism: Microsporum canis CBS 113480
Lineage: Eukaryota; Fungi; Ascomycota; Eurotiomycetes; Onygenales; Arthrodermataceae
Product: homoserine O-acetyltransferase
Exons: 3
Coding region: 1-1500 (499 amino acids)
Biological process (GO): L-homoserine metabolic process
Molecular function (GO): homoserine O-acetyltransferase activity
Source: RefSeq, a predicted model, not a curated record